Babesia ovata is the source of this 1257-nucleotide messenger RNA. Its product is annotated as domain containing protein. The transcript is spliced from 2 exons. Gene Ontology annotation, biological process: cellular response to misfolded protein. Lineage: Eukaryota; Apicomplexa; Aconoidasida; Piroplasmida; Babesiidae. The coding region runs from base 1 to 1257 and encodes 418 amino acids. Gene Ontology annotation, cellular component: endoplasmic reticulum membrane. Gene Ontology annotation, molecular function: Hsp70 protein binding. The record is from RefSeq and is a predicted model, not a curated record.
AUGUACGCAAACCGCGACGAGGGGCAGAAAUGCAUCGCCAUCGCAAAGAACGCCCUUGCCAAGGGCGAUGUGGAGAAGGUACGUGGUUUCACAUCAUUGUUGACCCUUUUGCAGGCCGUGAAGUUCCUGCUGAAGGCGGAGUCUAUGUUCCCGACCGAUGAGGCGAAGUCCCUGCUUGCAGCAUGCCGCGCCCAGGCAGCGAGUUCCGGUGCCGCCGACUCCUCUCAUUCGUCUAGCGCCUCUAACAGGAAUGCGCGUAGUGGCAGGGCUGCGGGCGGCGCCUCCGAUGACCGCGUUGCCGCUGAUGGUGCGCGAUCAACUGCGAAGACGGCCGCUUUGAAUCGCGAAUGCACGCAGAUCCUAAACAGCAAGAGCUACUACGACGUGCUGGGAGUGCCGCAUAAUGCCAGCAUGGAUGACAUAAAGCGCGCUUACAAAAAGCUGGCUCUCAAGUUUCAUCCUGACAAAAACCCUGCCAAGCGUGCCGGGGAGGCCUUCAAUAAGAUUUCCGACGCAUUCCAGUGCUUGAGCGACCCCGAUCGGCGCAACUACUAUGACCGAGUGGGUAGCGAACCUGGAGCCGCACAGGAGAAGGUGUAUCGCCCUCGUCCCCAGGACGUGUUCAUGACUCCGGAUGUGCUCUUCGAGGCGCUGUUCGGGAUGAACCCGAACCACCGCGCUCACUACCAUCGCAACGCCUACGAACAACAUUACGCUCAUCAUGCAUCCAGAAGCUCCUCCCACCACUCGGGCUAUCACUCAACGUCGCGGCCAUCGGCUUCUGCGUCGUCCUCGUCCCACGCUGGCGGUCAAGCGCAAGGCGCUACAGCUACGCAGGGCAGGGUUCCCUUUUCUAUGUGGUUCCCGUUUAUUGGACUGCUCCUAUUCGCAUUCUUGGGCCUGCUCCUCGGCGGCGACGCCCCGCAGUACCAGUUCUCGCCUAACACGCGCUACAACCGCAUGCUGUCCACCCAGCUGAACGGCGUGGUCUACUACGUUGACCCGCGAGCCUUCGAGCGCCGGUACCCGCCCAACUCGGUUGACCGCGUGCGCCUGGAGUACGAGGUCGACUACCACUACUUCGACAACAAGUGCACUAAGGAGAAGAAGGAGAACGAGCGCAAGGCCUACGAGUACAUAUCGCGCCUCCAGUCCCCUCCGAAGGACCUGUACGACACGCCCGCCAGCUGCAAGACGCUGAAGUCGCUGCAUGAAACAUAUUCGGAUUACUUGCGCAAGCGUACAGCGCCCCGUUAG